AUGGCAGCAUACUCAUGUGAUCAUCAAGCUAAGGGACCUUCUUCUCGACGUCCAAUGGGCUUUCGUUUUCACCCUACGAACAAAGAACUAUUGAAGUAUCUGUCAGGGUUUGUACGUGACAAGCCACUUCCCGAGCAGUAUCAACUCAUGCAGCAGGUUGAUCUUUACGCCAACAAGGAGCCAUGGCAGAUUUUUGAUGAGGGCACUAACAACAACACUCGUUACUUGAUCACUCCGCAAAAGAAAGAGAAACCUGAGUGGAAAAGAUUUUCACGAACAGUGGGGAAGGGAACAUGGAAGCCACAAGGCAAAGGGAAAGAAGUGUUUGAUGAUAAAGGGAGACUCAUGGGAUAUGUCAAGAGUUUGAAGUACAUCCAUCGGGCUAACAAAUCGUCGAACAACGCUAACGGCGAGUGGUUGAUGACUGAGUACUCUCUUUAUAAUGGAUAUCUGGAUGCUAAGGAAAGUAAGAAAAAGGGUUACGUAAUUUGUAAGAUCAAGAAGAAGGAAAAAUCCGGUGAUAAGAAAAAAGGAAACAAUAAUAACGAUGCAAAUAUGAAAGACAUAGACGAAUACAUCGAUUCCGUUCUGCAAGAAGAAGUUGAAGAAGACAUUAAUGCAAGAACAUCGAAUGAUGAUAUAGGACUAGCUGCACAAGAUGAUUAUCAGGAGAACAAUAUCGAAUACCUAGAGGGAGACCAAGUUGAAGACCAUGUACUUGCUCUGUUAGAUGAUAUUGAUCUAGAGGCUCUCGACUUUGUGUAG
Molecule: messenger RNA, 765 nt
Organism: Lycium barbarum (goji berry)
Lineage: Eukaryota; Viridiplantae; Streptophyta; Magnoliopsida; Solanales; Solanaceae
Product: NAC domain-containing protein 41-like
Exons: 1
Coding region: 1-765 (254 amino acids)
Biological process (GO): regulation of DNA-templated transcription
Molecular function (GO): DNA binding
Source: RefSeq, a predicted model, not a curated record